Molecule: messenger RNA, 1406 nt
Organism: Exserohilum turcica Et28A
Lineage: Eukaryota; Fungi; Ascomycota; Dothideomycetes; Pleosporales; Pleosporaceae
Exons: 2
Coding region: 1-1365 (454 amino acids)
Cellular component (GO): cytoplasm
Molecular function (GO): exopolyphosphatase activity
Source: RefSeq, a predicted model, not a curated record
AUGAAGCCCAUUCGCGCCCUCCUCCCCACCCUCCUGGCCGCUGGUCGUGCCGCUGCAAUGCCUCAGCGCGCCGCAUCCCAGCACCCACUGCUCGACGCGUCGGCCAAGCAAUCCGCCCAAACUCUGGGCGUCGGCCACUUCAGCGAAUGGAGCCGCCAGACCAAGAAGGAGUUUUUGAUUGACUGGCAGGCUGGAAAAGAGUCCGACUGGAUUCUGGUCCAAGGCAAUGAGGGCGGUGACCUCGACUCGAUGACGGCAGCGCUGACUUGGGCAUACCAUUUGGAGCAUGCCACCAUGAACUCGUCCAACCCCGUCAAGGCCAUUGCCCUGCUGCAGACGCCCUCGCACGCCCUCGACCUGCGGCCCGAGAACAAGCUGGCACUGGCCAACUCUCAAAUGACGCGCGGCCAUGAAGACCUACUGACUUUGGAUGAGCUGCCCGAGGACCCAGAGACGCUGAGCACCAAGCUCAAGGGCAUUGUGCUGGUCGACCACAACGCCCCCCUCCGGAAAUGGUCCCAGGCCAAGAUUGUGAGCCUCUUCGACCACCACAAGGACCGCGGCACCGCUCCGGACGCUGAGCCUCGUAUCUUCGAGACGACGGCGAGCUGCACCACCAUUGUCGCCCGUCAGAUGCUCGACGAGCUGGAAAGCUUGGACCAAGAAUACCACAUGCCUCAUGAGCUCCUCGAGCUCAUCCUCAGCGCCAUUGCCAUUGACUCGGGCGGUCUGUCCAACGACAAGACCACCAAAGCCGACAUUGACACUUCGCGGCGCAUCCUUGCACGUAGCAACUGGAGGGCACGAGACUUGGACGACAUCAUGGAGGACCUCGACGACGAGCUCUCCAAGGCGCAAAAGGACAUUGACCAUCUGAACCUGUACGACCUGCUGCGCCGCGACUGGAAGUCCGACGUCAUCGACACGCCUUCUCCGCGCACCCCCACCGUAAGCGUCGGCUUUGCCUCUAUCCCAUACUCCAUGGACGAGCAGAUUCUCAAGACCGACUUCCAAGAGCUAUUCGACUGGUUUGCAGUACACGCCGCGUGGACCGCCCAGGCCGACGUCGAUGUCUCCGUCUCAGUCAACAAGUACAAGAAGAGCUACAAAGACGGCACCAAGGAGAAGAUUCGCGAGGUCGUUCUUGUUGUUAGAGAUGACGUGCGCAUCGACCAGGACCAAGCCGACUCGCUGUUUGCCGUGGUCAAGGAGGCCAUGGAAAACAAUGGCCUCGACAUUGACUUCCAGCCAUGGCAUCGGGCCGAUGAACUCGCGCCGAGACAAAUGGUUUGGGUACACACAUCCAAUGCUGGCCGCAAAGCCAUUAGGCCGCUUGUUGAAGAAGCCGUCAUGGGUUGGGAUUGAGGUUGCUUGAUCAACGACCAGAAACGACAAAAGUUAACCCU